Messenger RNA from Magallana angulata, 3474 nucleotides. RefSeq names its product beta-parvin-like. Gene Ontology annotation, molecular function: actin binding. The record is from RefSeq and is a predicted model, not a curated record. The transcript has 13 exons. Gene Ontology annotation, biological process: actin cytoskeleton organization; substrate adhesion-dependent cell spreading; cell projection assembly. The coding region runs from base 554 to 1585 and encodes 343 amino acids. Lineage: Eukaryota; Metazoa; Mollusca; Bivalvia; Ostreida; Ostreidae. Gene Ontology annotation, cellular component: focal adhesion; cytoplasm; actin cytoskeleton.
GCACCUGUGAUGAAUAGUUGCUGAGAAAAAUGAGACAUAAAUUGACAGACAGAUGGACAGACAAACAGACACACACACAAGGGUAAAACAGUAUACCCCCUUCUCCUUAGGAGCAAGGGUAUAAUUAUGGAUAUAGCGAAGUAUAUCCACUCAACUGAGUUGAUCCACUAAUUUCAAAUUUAAUGUUCAUUAAAAUGCAAUAUCUAACAAUAUGAUGUGUUGUUAGGAUAAAAUUUACGUAUCCUUGAAACUGUGAUUUUCACUUUAUCCACGAAAAUUGAUGCCCCCAAAUAUUAAUGAAACAACAGCACAUGAUUUCUAAAUUAAUAAACCAUGCUUAUUAUCCUCUGAUGUAUGUAAUUAAUUUCACUACAUGUAAAAGUUUGUUAUAGCUACAAUCGACUUUUGAUUUGCACUUCCUUGAUAAUACACAUAUUGUGUACAUGAUCUAGGCAUUACAUGUACUAAUAAAAAGGCUGUGUUAAAUAGCUGGGGAGGAAACCAGAGGAAAGUUCAACAGGAAAAACCUCCUCCAGGCCCUGGAAUCCUAAAAAUGAACACGCUGAAGAAGAGAGCCCAGUCCUCUGACAACGUAAGCGAGCUACAGGAAGAGGGAAAGCAUGCCAUAGAAGCUCCAACCAGCCCUACCGUCCCUGACAUCGGGCCCGAGGGCUACACACUGGAUGAAAAUGAAGAGCGGUCCAUGAUUGAACCACAGUCAAGGGAUGACCCCAAAGUCAGAGACCUGAUAAAGAUGCUGCUGGACUGGAUCAAUGACGUUCUUGCUGAUGACCGGAUCAUUGUCAAGGACAUUGAGGAGGAUUUAUUUGACGGACAGAUUCUCCAAAAGCUGAUUGAAAAGUUGGCAGGGUUGAGAGUCGAAGUUCCUGAGGUCACACAGUCAGAGCAAGGUCAGAAACAGAAACUACAAAUUAUCCUCACCGUCAUCAACCGAAUUCUACAACAGAGCCCCCCCUGGACCCAGAGUAAAUGGAGCGUGGACAGUGUCCACUCUAAGAACUUGGUGGCCAUUCUCCAUCUCCUGGUUGCCUUGGCCAGACAUUUCCGAGCUCCAAUCAGAUUGCCAGAAAAUGUUUCCGUAAACCUAGUCGUUGUCACGAAGCGAGAUGGAAUGUUACAGCCCCGGAGAGUGGCCGAGGAUAUCACUACUGUCAACGAAGAUAUAGGGGCGAGAUUUGAGCGAGAUGCGUUCGACACGCUGUUUGACCAUGCCCCAGAUAAACUCAAUCUCGUCAAAAAGACUCUGGUGACAUUUGUGAACAAGCAGCUGAUGAAGAUAAACCUGGAGGUGGCCGACAUUGAAUCCCAGUUUCAUGAUGGAGUUCACCUAGUUCUAUUGAUGGGAUUACUGGAGGGCUACUUCGUACCACUGUAUGAUUUUCAUCUGACACCUGAGGACUUUGAUCAGAAGGUCCAUAAUGUGAACUUUGCCUUUGAGUUAAUGCAGGAUGCUGGUCUCGCCAAACCAAAGGCCCGGCCUGAAGAUGUUGUGAACCAGGAUCUGAAGUCCACCCUCAGAGUUUUAUACAACAUCUUCACCAAGUACAAAGGUCAAGGCUUGUAACCAUGGAAACUGUAACCAAGACAAUCAGGAUGUAAAGAAUACUCAUGACACAGAAACCACAUGAAAGACAAAACGGUUUUCAAAGUUGGAAUUGGACUUGGGGUUUUUUCUCUGCAGAAAAAAUGAAAAACUCUCAUUUAAUCAUAUCUCACUGCCUCGAGCUUUGAAAACUGAAAUACAGAGUUAUACUCUUUUCUUCUCUUUUUUGUAGAGACAAUUUUAAUUAGCGACUUAUGUGGGCUUCCAAAAUUUUAUUUUUAUUGUUAAGAAAAAACAUUUUGUGUGUGACUGUUACAGAUAUCUCAAUGUGAUGAUUUUUCAUAAGACCUCUGACUAUAUUAGUUCACUUCAAGGUCAUUUCCAAUAUGCUGUAUCAGAUUUACUGAAUUACAAUAGGUAUACCCCGUUUGAAUUGAUUCAGGUUUUUUUUUUUUUUUACCUGGCCUGUUUAGUGCCGAGUCGUUAGAAUUAUGACAUGCCUGAUAACCCGGGAGCUUUGAUAAGUUUGUUGUAGAGAAAACAGAGAAGGCCCUUGAUCGGAAGUUGUGACAACUCGUGAGUCAUCAGGGAAACAGUCCCAAUGCUACCAGCUCUGUUACGUAACAUGCACUUUGAUGGUCUGUCUAUCUGUAAGACCUACACACAUGUACCUUGUGUAAAUUUUUUACUCUCUGCUGGCUACGGCCACUUUUUAUUCCGUUAGAUGCCUGUGCUGAAUUACUGUUGGUAGGGACCCUGAUUAAUGUACAGAGACAGAGACCAAAUAAAAGCACAAACUUUUGUUGGUUGUUACGACAAUUACAGGGGACAUUAAUGUCGCAGUGUUACCACAUUUUGUUAUACCUGCCCGUACAUGUUUGUUCCGUUCCUCUGAUGCUGAAGUGAUACGCGUUCUCCGUGCUGUGGAGACUGGCAGUAAUUGAGUUAGGCCUACUUUAAUCAUCUAACGGAGUGCCUUUUCUAAUCCCGCCUAAAUGUCACUGAUUUUUAAUAUUGCUGUAAGUUAGGCCCCAGUUAUAAGUUUAUUCCUUUUUUCAAUUACACCAACUGCCAAAAAGUGGUGGUUAUGGCUAGGAACCUAAAUUAACACAGUCAUUGUAAAUGACACUGCAUUACAAACGCUGGCAUGGAUCCCCUUAACUGCCUGUUUAAUAGGGUCAUUACAUCCCAGAUUACCAAUCAUUUCAGCCUCCGAUUUUAUUUCUGGGUACCUGAGUUGGAGGCUAUGUAAGAUUGAUAAAACAAAAGAAAAGAUGUUUGUCCUGUGGUGAUCAGCUUCCAUCACUAGUGUGGUAUUCCUACGUGCCCGUUAAGUAUAGUAUACCCCAACAGCUUCCAUCACUAGUGUGGUAUUCCUACGUGCCCGUUAAGUAUAGUAUACCCCAAGCCCGAUACGUAUAGUAUACCCCAAGCCGUUAGGUAUAGUAUGCCCCAAGCCCGUUUAGUAUAGUAUGCCCACAUGCUCCAGCGAUUAACACCCAUCACUAAGAUUCAAGCACCGGGGUUGUUUUUGGCAUCAAAUGAGUUCAGAACAUUGGUCUUUUAAUUGAGAAGUACAGAUUCCAGUCAUUGGAAUAUAUUAUUGAUAGAUUGCUAAAUUUAUUUGAAGUUAAAAACAAAACCAUUUAUGCUGACAAUGUGUUUACUUAACCUGAGAAAAAUCGGUAAAGAUGAAAUGUAUGUGUAUGUAUUUAUUAUGUACUAUGGUAUCAUUUAGAAGAUGUCUGUUCUAUGUCUGAAUUAGAAAUUCAUAGCGUGUGUUAUCGUUGUACUUUUUUAUAUCCAUUAUUAUUUAUGGUGCUACUUUGACAAAUGUUUUAUUAAUAUUUUUAUAUAGUCCGCUAUAGAAAGUGUUUAUUGUCCGCAAAUAAAAAAUAUGGAAUAUAUUA